CUCGCCACCGUCGCCCUCGUCUACCCCUGGCCGCUCUCCGGAUCCAGAUCUCGCCCGAGACGUCCUCCGGUCGCCAUCACCAGCCAGGGCGCCAUGGAGGAGGAACCGCAGCAGGAGCAGCAGCAGAUGCCGCACGUGAAGAAGGCUGCAAAGCGAAAGAGGAAACCCGUUGACUACAGUAAUGCUGUUCUAGCAUUACCAGCUUUUCCAUUGCCACCAAAGAAAAAGGUGGCAGGUGCUGCAGGAAAAAAAAGGGCAGCAACCAGCAAAAACACUACAGGUGGUGGACAAUCAAAAAAGAAGAAUCCAAAAGCUGCACGUGCACCCAAGGAAGCACCAAAGAAAAUGGUGGCAGGUGCUGCAGGAAAGAAAAGGGCAGCAACCAACAAAAACACUACAGGUGGUGGACCAUCAAAAAACAAGAAUCCCAAGGCUGCACGUGCACCCAAGAAGGAAGCACCGAUGAAAGGUCGUCUAGGUAAAAGAAAGAAUCGUAAGCCUGCACGUGUGCCCGUUGAUCCACCAGCAGAAGGGAACUUAGGUACAGAGCAGCUGCAGAACCAUGCGAAUGCAGAAGACAUUCUACAAGAGGAUCCUGCAGUGCAACAACCAAAUGAGUUCAACAAUGAACAACAGAUCAUACAUGAACAAGCAGUGCAACAACCAAAUGACUUCAACAAUGAACAACAAAUCAUACAGGAACAAGCAGUGCAACAACCAAAUGACUUCAACAAUGAACAACAAAUCAUACAGGAACAAGCAGUGCAACAAGUAAAUGACUUCAACAAUGAACAACAAAUCAUACAGGAACAAGCAGUGCAACAACCAAAUGACUUCAACAAUGAACAACAAAUCAUACAGGAAGAAGCAGUGCAACAACCAAAUGACUUCAACAAUGAACAACAGAUCUUACAGGAACAAGCAGUUGUUGAUAACCAACAAGACGUUGUGGAUAAUCAGCAACUCCUUCCAGUUGAACAAGCAGGCAUAAUGCAAGAACAAAAUAUUCAAAAUGCUAUAGAAGAAAAUGUGCCAGAGGAUCCUGCAGUUUUUGCUGAUAUAUUCAACUUUCCAUUGAAUAAUGAACUCGUGGAUCUUGGAGAAAUUGAAGACCUUAUGGAGGAUCCAACUGGAGUUGAGAAUGAACAAAAUAUAAUCAAUAAUCAGCAACACAUUCCGGACCAACAAGCAGGAAUAGUGCAACAGCAGAACCCGGCUGAAAAUGUUGUAGAAGAAGUUGCUGCAGAGGACGACCCUACAGUGUUUGGUGAUAUAUUCGACUUUCCGUUAAAUAAUCAACUUAUGAACCUGGACUGAUGGUGGUCAGCAUAGUCAAUUGCCAAGGGAAUUGUUUGUUUAUUUAUUUCCCAAGACAAUCUCAUAAACUUGCAAUAUUUUCUUGUCAAAUCGGUUUAGUAUUGUGGACAUAAUGCUGUGUUUGCAAGGGUAUUGGUCUUCUGACUAUAUAAUAUGGUUGGUGUUCCUGCAGUCCGGCAAUAUAUAUACUGUUUUA
Messenger RNA from Sorghum bicolor (sorghum), 1513 nucleotides. RefSeq names its product altered inheritance of mitochondria protein 3. The record is from RefSeq and is a predicted model, not a curated record. Lineage: Eukaryota; Viridiplantae; Streptophyta; Magnoliopsida; Poales; Poaceae. Gene Ontology annotation, molecular function: protein binding; calcium ion binding. Bases 94 to 1317 code for a protein of 407 amino acids. The transcript has 18 exons.